Molecule: messenger RNA, 891 nt
Organism: Miscanthus lutarioriparius
Lineage: Eukaryota; Viridiplantae; Streptophyta; Magnoliopsida; Poales; Poaceae
Source: the annotation of a GenBank genome assembly
AUGGCCGCGUCGGAUCUGGAGAGCAAGGCCAAGGAGGCCUUCGUCGACGACGACUUCGAGCUCGCCGCCGAGCUCUACACCCAGGCCAUCGACGCCGGGCCCGCCACCGCCGACCUCUACGCCGACCGCGCCCAGGCACACAUCAAGCUCGGCAACUACACUGAGGAAUCUAGCCAGGCACCAGUAAAGAAGGUUGAGGCUCCUGUGGCUGCUACUGUUGAGGACAAGGAGGAUGCCACAACUAUGGAGAAUACACCGCCAGUGGUAGAACCCCCAAGCAAACCUAAAUACAGGCAUGACUACUACAACAGUGCCACAGAAGUGGUGCUGACAAUAUUUGCUAAGGGUGUUCCUGCUGAUAGUGUAGUCAUUGAUUUUGGUGAACAGAUGUUAAGUGUAUCCAUUGAAGUCCCUGGUGAAGAACCAUACCAUUUUCAGCCCCGUCUGUUUUCUAAGAUUAUCCCUGAGAAAUGCAAAUAUCAAGUCUUAUCCACCAAGGUCGAAAUACGCCUUGCAAAAGCUGAGCAGGUGACAUGGACAACCCUGGAUUAUAGUGGAAGACCAAAGGCUGUUCCCCAGAAGAUAAGCACGCCAGCUGAAACAGCCCCAAGACCUUCAUACCCAUCUUCAAAGGCAAAAAAAGACUGGGAUAAACUGGAAGCUGAAGUAAAAAAGGAGGAGAAGGAAGAAAAACUUGAUGGUGAUGCUGCAUUGAACAAAUUCUUCCGUGACAUCUACAAGGAUGCUGAUGAAGAUAUGCGGAGGGCCAUGAUGAAGUCGUUCGUGGAAUCUAAUGGCACUGUUCUCUCAACCAAUUGGAAAGAUGUUGGAUCAAAGAAGGUGGAAGGGAGCCCUCCUGAUGGUAUGGAGCUCAAGAAGUGGGAAUACUAA